CUCCUCCGCACCGACGGAAGCAACCAUAUUCAACACCCGCCCUCCGAUUGCCAUGUCUGACUAAAGACAACGCCAACUCAAUAUGGCCUUCAACUUCAACUGGUCGCCGCUGACGGCCGACGCCGGCUUCUACGAACGGGCACGCGACCUCCUCACGACAGCCUUGAACAAGUCGCCCAAGCCCCCGAUCAUUGUCGAUGACAUCUUCGUGACCGAACUCAACCUUGGCUCCGUGCCGCCCGACCUGGAGAUUUUGGAAAUAGGAGAUUUGGCAGAGGACAGGUUCCGCGGCAUUUUCAAAAUGUGCUAUUCUGGCGACGCCUUCUUGACUUUGGCAACACGAGUGCAGGCGAACCCGCUAAACACGUACAUAUCCGCCAAACCCAGCUUCACGUCACCAGAACCCCUGACGGCAUCGUCAUCGCUUACAAUACCGCUUCAGAUCACCCUGUCCGAGAUCAAGCUGUCGGCCUUCAUCAUCCUAGUUUUCUCCAAGCAAAAGGGCCUCACAAUAGUCUUUCGAAAUGACCCUCUCGAGUCUCUCAAGGUCUCUUCGACCUUCGACUCCAUUCAGUUCGUUAGGGAUUACCUUCAAAAAACCAUCGAGAUGAAGUUGCGAGACCUGAUCAUGGAUGAACUUCCAGCAAUCAUCCAUCGUCUCUCGCUUCAACUGUGGUGCCCGGAUCAGGUUCCAAAGGAGGAUGAGGAAGCCAAGGAGGAAAGUGAUGCGGCGAUAAACCCGCUGGCAACACCACCACUUGACGCUGUGGAUGCGCAUGGCCAUCGUCUGGAUCCUGCCGAGAUUUCGUCACUAUCUCUUGACGGGGGUCCCGAGACACAAUCGUUGUUCUCGCAAAAGAACCUCGAAAAGAUGGAUGCCCUUGCCCGUGCUCACCGUACCUCAUCUCUCCUAACACCAAACAUUCUCGAGGUAGUGUUCAGAGCUUGGGCUGGGCAGUCUGACAAGCCUGAUGCCACAGCUACUCCGGCAUCUACGCCCAACCUCCACCGGACGUCUUCGUACCAGGGAAGUGUCCAUACUUACACUUUCUCAGACAACAGCAGUCAGGCUAGUGGUCACGCUCUAUCCAGGCCGACCUUGGUGAGUAUGGGGUCCGCCACUACGGGCUUGUCUCUGGGCUCUGGUAGGCAUUCCAAGGCGGGCCGCAAGAAGAAGAUGCGGGUCGUCAACCUGCGUAGCAAGACGGCGGCGAGUGAGCCUGUCAGCGAGAUCGGUAGCACCAGCAGCCAAGCUGGCGAUAGCCACUCCGAGGCUUCGACCCGUACACCCAUGUCUGAACCUGUCAUCCCUACAACAAUACGGGAGGUACCAGAAGAUGAUCUGGCUGCAUCCCAGAGCAAGGUGAGGUUCAGGCCUCCCACAGACGCUACUACAUCUGCCAGGGCUUCUGAAUCGUCUGGUCCGCGUGCUGCUGUCCCAAGUGUGCCCGUGACUGCCCAGCCCUCGCGGGCUGCCUCUCCCCAGGAGCAUGUGUAUACUCGCCAGCCUUCCAUGUUCCCUAGCAGCCCAGCUCCACAAACGUCGGCGCAGGAGAUGCCGCCGUCGUAUUCCAGCAGAGUGUCCGAAAAGGCCGAAUCCACUGCGUCAAUCUACGCAGAUGCCAAAGGCCAGCAGCAGCAGUUUCAGCAACAGCAACAACAACAGUGGGGACGUGCUGGUCCUCAGCCAGAUAUGUCCUCGGUGAUUCUUGAGCAAGCUUGGAUCACCAAAAUUGCGGGUGAGAUUGCCCGCCGUGUGUAUGACGAGAAGAACCGCAAUCCUGCUUUUUGGGAGGAGAGCCACCAGCAUGACAUUCCCCCACCGGCUUAUGAACCAAGAUAG
Molecule: messenger RNA, 1843 nt
Organism: Neurospora tetrasperma FGSC 2508
Lineage: Eukaryota; Fungi; Ascomycota; Sordariomycetes; Sordariales; Sordariaceae
Exons: 2
Coding region: 83-1843 (586 amino acids)
Biological process (GO): phospholipid transport; mitochondrion organization
Cellular component (GO): ERMES complex
Molecular function (GO): lipid binding
Source: RefSeq, a predicted model, not a curated record